Prorocentrum cordatum is the source of this 357-nucleotide messenger RNA. Lineage: Eukaryota; Dinophyceae; Prorocentrales; Prorocentraceae. The record is from the annotation of a GenBank genome assembly.
AUGGUCCGCAGCGAGGCGGCCUCCGCCGGCGUGAUGUUCACGCUCGACACCGAGUCUGGAUUCCAAGACGUCGUCUUCGUCACCUUGGCGUGGGGCUUCGGCGAGACUGCGGCCGGAAGGACCGUCAACAUCGACGAGUUGUACGUCUUCAAGCCGACGCCGCGGGAGGGCGCGGAGGCCGUAGUCUCCAAGACGAUUGGCUCCAAGCUCGCCAAGAUAGUGUACGCCAAGGCGGCGGCAACGAGACCAUCAGUACCACCCCCGAGAGGCGUGCUGGCCGCUUUCGGAGUCGCCCCAGGAUCAGUUUCAGAGCGCCGCGCCAUUGGUGACCAGUUCCUUGGCACCUGCAACAGUCAG